Messenger RNA from Lasiodiplodia theobromae, 468 nucleotides. RefSeq lists its product as uncharacterized. Bases 1 to 468 code for a protein of 155 amino acids. The record is from RefSeq and is a predicted model, not a curated record. NCBI's taxonomy places the organism in Eukaryota, Fungi, Ascomycota, Dothideomycetes, Botryosphaeriales, Botryosphaeriaceae. The transcript is spliced from 3 exons.
AUGAAGACAUUCGCCCUUACCGAAUUCUUCAGAUCGACGUUCAAGCCAGACUCCUCAAUCUUUUCCGCGAGCGACGACUCAUCCGAUUUUACGUUCAGCUUCUCUGAGGAUGAACUCACCGUAUCUCAACUGCCUUGGUCCGUACCGUCAUCUUCUACGUCGUCAUCUACGACUGUUUCUGAGGUUUCAUCUAGCGGCGUGAAACCAUCUGAAAUUUUAACUACCGUGGAGCGGUCUUCAACUUCUAGCAUCAUCUUCUUCAACGUCGUCCUCUACAACUUCGAGGUCGUCAUCUACGACAUCCUCCAAGGUUUCGUCCAGCGUGCGAUCAUCCUCAAGUUCUACGUCAUCAUCAACCUCGACUUCCACGACAUCGUCUACAAGGUCUUCAACCUCCUCGACUGCUACGUCAUCGUCGACUGUUGCCCAGAUUCCACCUGUGGAGAGUCAUUUGGCUCCGCCGAAUGA